This is a messenger RNA of Pipra filicauda (Wire-tailed manakin), 2286 nucleotides long. RefSeq names its product asparaginase (gene ASPG). Gene Ontology annotation, molecular function: protein binding; asparaginase activity. The record is from RefSeq and is a predicted model, not a curated record. Gene Ontology annotation, biological process: amino acid metabolic process. NCBI's taxonomy places the organism in Eukaryota, Metazoa, Chordata, Aves, Passeriformes, Pipridae. Bases 88 to 1863 code for a protein of 591 amino acids. The transcript has 16 exons.
CGGCCCCGCCGUCCGCCCGCCCGCCCGCCCGCCCUAUAACUCCCCGUUGUCCGGGCGGGCGGGAGGUAGCGGUUCCUGCGGCGAGGGAUGGAGGCGGCACCGGCGCGACGGCCGCGCUCCCUCAGCAGAGCCUUGGCCGGGGAGCGCCCCGCGGGAUGCGGCUGCCCCCCGGCCCCCUCCGCCAAGGCCGAGGCGCGGGUGCUGGUCAUCAACACGGGCGGCACCAUCGGCAUGGUACAGGACGCCAAGGGACUUGCUCCUGAGGCCAAUAAACUAGUAAACAGCUUGGAAAAAAUGCCAAUGCUGCAUGAUAAGGCAUAUGCCCAGGAAACAAAACUGAACAACUCCCAUGAAUUUCCAGAGAACACAUUGGUGCUCCCUGUCUCCAAGCAAAACAAAAGAAUCUUUUACACAAUCCUUGAGCUAUCACCACUACUUGACUCUUCCAACAUGACACCAGAAGACUGGGCCAAAAUUGCAAAGAAACUUGAGGAGCACUAUGAAAAGUACGAUGGUUUUGUGAUCCUUCAUGGUACUGAUACUAUGGCAUAUACAGCUUCAGCCUUAUCCUUCAUGUGUGAGAACCUGGGUAAAACUGUUGUUCUGACAGGAUCUCAGGUGCCCAUAUACGAGUUGCAGAAUGACGGCCGAGACAACCUUCUGGGGGCAUUGCUGAUGGCUGGGCAGUUCGUGAUUCCUGAGGUGUGCCUGUAUUUUUAUAAUAAACUGUACAGGGGAAAUAGGGUGACUAAGGUGGAUGCUGGGAGUUUCAAUGCCUUUUCCUCACCUAACCUGCCUCCACUUGCAAAUGCUGAGGUUGAUAUUACAAUAAACUGGGAAACAGUGUGGAGAGCCAAUACCACAAAGAAAUUUCGAGUUCACACCAAUAUGAACAGGAAUGUUGGACUUCUGAGAAUCUUCCCAGGAAUCACGGCUGCUGCUGUUAAAGCAUUCCUUCAGCCUCCAAUUGAAGGCAUUGUACUUGAAACUUAUGGAAGUGGCAAUGCCCCAAACAACAGAGAGGACGUGCUGGAAGAACUGAAGAAAGCAGCUGAACGAAAAGUAGUGAUUCUGAACUGUACCCAGUGCUUACGAGGGUCUGUUAAAACCGUCUAUGCAACAGGGCAGACUCUCGCUGAUGUUGGAGUAAUUCCUGGAGGUGAUAUGACACCAGAGGCAGCCCUAACUAAACUGUCAUACACGCUCAGCAAGAGAAACCUUAGCUGGGAGGAGAAGAGGCAGAUGCUGAGUGAGAAUCUAAGAGGAGAAAUGACUGUUGUACCCACAGGAGCCAAGAUCUCUCUGAGAGAUAGCAAGUUUAUACAAGUGAUUGCCAAAUCUCUAAGUAUCAGCAGCAAGGAGGAGUUAGAAGCCGUAAGAGAUGCAUUAAUUCCACCUUUGGCUUGUGCUGCAGCUAAACUGGGUGACAUAGACGCACUAAGAGCCAUAGCAGAAAUGGGUGGAAACUUGAGCUGUGGAGACUAUGAUGGCCGAACUCCACUUCAUAUUGCAGCCUCUGAAGGGCAUUUACCACUAGUUGAGUAUUUGUUGAUGUCUGGCGCGACUGUUUAUGCUAGAGACAGAUAUGGAUCUACCCCACUGAUGAAUGCGAUCAAGUUCAGGCACAUACAAGUGAUUAAUUUGUUACGGGAAACGGGAGCGCACCUUUCCAGCCAGGACUUGGAGAAUACUGGAACAAUACUCUGCAGCCUUGCAGCUACAGGCGAUGUGGAUGGGUUGUAUGCCUGGUACCUAGCUGGUGCAGACCUGGAGCAAACUGGUUAUGAUGGCAGGAAUCCCUUACAAGUAGCAGAGGCUACAGGACAGAAGGAGGUUCUUGACUUCCUUAGACAAAAGCACUGAAGAAGAGGCUGCAGAAGAUGUUCAGUCAUCAUCAGAAAUACCGACUUGAACCAUUCAUGGUGUUAAGUCCUAAUGGGAGAAAAAGAGGAAAGGAACAAUGGUAGCUGUGCUUGGGGCAUACAGACAAGCUAGAGCUUAGAAUGGUUCUUUAUUUAGAAUCACAUUGUUUUGCUAAAAAUUAUUUGCUGCUUUAUCUUUUAAUCACUUUUUUUGAAAAGAAAUUCUUUUAAACAAGUGACGCUGGAAUACAUUGUCAUUCCUGUACAAAUUCUGUUUUUAAAGAGACCUUUUGAAUAUUCUUAUGUUAGCUCACUAACAGCAUUGCAGGCAUAGCAAAUGGAAAUGCUGUGGUGAUUUCAUACCAAGGAAAAACAGUGGAUUGUGCAUUUCUGGGUUACAACUAAUAAAAUCUCUGAGGAACAA